Adineta steineri is the source of this 192-nucleotide messenger RNA. Lineage: Eukaryota; Metazoa; Rotifera; Eurotatoria; Adinetida; Adinetidae. The record is from the annotation of a GenBank genome assembly.
CAACAACCACCACCACAACAACAACUACAACAACUACAACAACCACAACCACUACAACAACUACAACAACAACAACAAUACGGCGUGAGUACCAUGGGGAAUGCGAAUUUUGCAGUACAGACUUUCGGAAGUGACUUUUGGCAAUUGCCAAAAGUUGUGUUUUCGAUGGAUUUUCGGCAAAAUCAAAACUGA